CCGGGUGUUUCCAUGUAUUAGCGUGUAGAAUUUCGCAGCUUGCACCACCACCUACAUUUUUCAACUGCCUGACAAGUAUAAUUUUUCGAAAGUCUCCAUUGCUCCCCUUUCAUCCAGGUCCUUCUAGCAAGGCCCCCGAUUUUCUGUGGUAUUGUUCUGUUUCUGCCGUAUUGCAGUUCUGUUUUAAACACACCCACUAGAUUCAAAUAUCUCAUUAUAUUAUAGAUUAAAGAAGGGUUUCGUAUUUAUGGAGGCUUGGGCACCGGGCGACCACCAAUUGCCUUAUUAUCGAAAAACAAUAAAACGCCUGAAUCAUUCAAAUCUAUGAAAACAGCCAGCAAAAAAUUUAUCCUGUCACUCUGGGACAUCGGACGCUACUGAUCAGAUGGCUGCACUUCGAGAGGCUAAGUCUAGAAACGCCAAAAUAACAGGUUUCUGGCAUGACCAUCUUCCCCUGAAUCAGCUCCAUUCUAUUGUGGAGUCGAGAGUCAACGCCAUAGUCACUUCACGAAGCUCUCCAUUCGCAGUACUCCUGAAAGGGGACGGCAAGCCGUUCUCGGCAUGCGUCGAAUUCACUAUUCGAAAGUCAACUGCACCGUAAAGCCUGAUAAGUAAUAUGUGCAUGUAUAACCAUGAUGUAACAUUUGAUGCCACUCAACAGCUUAUCCUGAAUUCCAAUGCGGCUCGACACCACGGAUAAUUGAAGUGAAAUUUGACUUCCGAAGGACGGGCUUGAGAAGAGCGUGAAUGGUCAACCCAAAAUAGUAUUUAGCAUUUAAUUAAACUAAAACAGCCAUACUUUACGCACUAGCAAUUUGUCAUGGCGUACACAUUUCCAUCUUUCAGUAUUACUGUACCUUUUUGCCCUGCAAAUCCGUUUCAUGCUUAUGUACUAGAAAGAGUGAUUGGCGCCCAUACAUAGAUAAUACCUCAAAUUAGGCUUAAUUGAAAAUUGACUAAAAUUGCCUUCUCUGCGUGUCAAUAAUUCCGAGCCUAUACAGCGUAGCCCACAACAACCAGUGAUGAACUUCUACAACCUAACAUCCUGGCGUACUCAAGUAAGCAACAACUACCCUGAAGUACUCAAGUAAGCGACAAC
Suhomyces tanzawaensis NRRL Y-17324 is the source of this 1099-nucleotide messenger RNA. RefSeq lists its product as uncharacterized. Bases 386 to 601 code for a protein of 71 amino acids. NCBI's taxonomy places the organism in Eukaryota, Fungi, Ascomycota, Pichiomycetes, Serinales, Debaryomycetaceae. The record is from RefSeq and is a predicted model, not a curated record. The transcript has a single exon.